UUUCUAGCCAGUGUGGGAUAGUGUGGGAGCGUGGGAGUGUCGGUUCUUCUACUCCGCUUCAGCACUCAGUGAUCAGUCGGUCUGUGCCAGUCUGUGAUCUGUGGUCACGACUGCGAAACGUCAGAGGCACGUCCGUUCCGACUCGUAAGUCGCGAUCGCUGUCAAAGGCAGGAGGACUGUGGUCGACUGUCACUGACUGUCCUUACCAAGGAUCACAAGGAUGGCUUCAUCCCCGAGAAGUCCUGUAUCUGCUGAUGGGUAUCAGCGUUUCGAUGAUGAACCGAAUGUUACUUUGCGGUUGGAGGGAUCCUAUGGAGCGAGUCCAAGUAAGAAUUUUUCACGUUCCGGUAAAGGAAUGAACUCGGAUGCAAAAUAUAGCUUAUGGUGAAUCCUAAUGAUAUUGACGAAAGAGAUAGUUGGAUUGGGUAGAGGCAAUUGAACUCGGUAUCAGAUCUUCAAGUCUGACACAAAACUCUUGUCCAUUCAAUUAUUAAACUAGGUAAGAUGAUGAUACUUUACACUUUGUGAUAUGGAGAGACUAACUCAUCAAUGGUUUAUCUAGUUGGAUAAAAACUGCAACCUCUCCAUUUUGGUUCACUCAUAUCCAUGAUAAUUUCAAACUGUACCCAUGUCACUGUUUUAUCCUAAUGAAGUUUAUGUCUAAAUACAAUAUUACAUCAUGAUGGUGAUUUAUAAAAUGGAUCUUGUUUCUUCGAAGAAUUUUCAUCACAGUGUUUGUGUAAUUUUGCUUCGAUUACUUCUUUAAAAUCUUACUGUGUAUAUGUCAUAUUUGAACAGCAUAAGAUCCGUCAAGACACAAUGUCACUAAUUUCAUCUACCUAUGCAUCUGCCAAAGGUUGAGGGAAUGCAUUAAUAUACACACAUGAUCGAUGUAUUCUUUCCACUGCAUUCAAACUUUUCUAUACUAAUAGCUGCAAAUCACCGUCAACUGUUAGAAUAUCUAAAUGCAGUCAAGUCAAUAAGUUCAGUGUCAAUUGUUGACUGUUCAAUCGGUUUAUGUCAGUGAUACCAUAGAUAUAUUGAACCUGAUACAUCUAUUUAGACACACGAGGUGCUUAUAAACCUUUUCUAAAAAUGUACUCUACUGAGAAGUUGUUCAUCAAGUACAUGAAAACCCAAAAAAAGACUUGUCGAAGAUAAGAAAUUCCCCAAGGAACAUUCAGCAUUUGUAGUGUUGUACUAUUUUUCUCUGCUUGUCUUCCUCUAUAAAAAUAAACAAUGUUAUGUACAAUCAAACUGAGACAUUGCAUUGUACUGUUCUUUGACAUCCCUUUUACUUUCCAAGAACUUCAAGUGGUGUAAAGAUAGAAAUCAGAACUAAAAAUAAUUUCAAAAUCACACUCAAGCCCAACAUUUUUGGCUUACAUUUCGCCCAAACUCAAAUAAACAAAUAUAGAAAAAAACUUGACAUUUUUUUAUGGUCAAAGUAUGAAAGUCUUUAAUUGAUACCCAGUCCAAUUUAAAUGUGCUGUUUGAAUCCAUAGUGUGUAAUAUAGUGAUAGAGUUAUGUUUAUCUUGCUGUACAUACAAGCUUAUAUCUUGAGUCUGCACGAUUGUUACUUAGUAUCAAAAGUUACUUCCCAUUAAUACUUGAAAGUCCUUCUAGUGAAAGUUAUUUUGUGAAUUUGGUAAAAGAGAAAGAAGCAUUCAAUAACAAACCUAGAUAUAUCGCUCAUUCCCAAUCUUAACAGUAUGAUGUCAUCCACUUCUAUAUGAUUCAUUUCAACAUUGACUUAUAAGUUCAUUAAUAUUCUGAGGAAUUAUUAAGUCUUUCGUAUUUCAUUUCAAAGGUGUUGAUAAUAAAUUUGAGACUAAUUGUAAAGUGUAUUUGACGUUGGUUUUGUAUUUAAAGAAAUUGUAUGUUAUGAAAAGUUUUUGCUAAAUCUGUGUACUCCAAUUAAAAGUUUAGCAGAUAUUAAGCUAGUGCUGAACAACAAAAUGUUAUCAUAAGUUUGCAGAAACUCACAACUAUUAUUUUAUCAUCUUUCAUGUAACUUGAGAAAUGGUGGCUGUUCUUUAACGUUUGAUCAAGUAACAGAUCAAGUAUUUUCACAUCAACGCGACAGCUGCAUUAAUCUCUGUGAAGAUCACGGAAAUCAUCUGCCAGUGCACUCAACUUUGGAGGAAGGCUUUUGCUGCUAACGCAUGCUUGUCUCAUUCCUGCUGCGUGCCUUUAAUUUUUUCUAGAAUAUGGAUCUAUGUUGUCUUGCCCUUCUUCAGACAGCAGAAACAGGAUGACCCCAAGGCAAAAUAUGGAUACGCCCAAUGAAGUAAGUCAGAGGAUUGGAGUUGGCGCCAUGGAUAAUGAAGGUUUAUCAGAAAAUGCCACCUUAGCUAGAUAUACUGUGGGCUUGGAUGCCGACAUGCACUGGGAAAUGAACUAUCACGAAGCUGCUAUAUUUCUUGAAGCAGAAACAAUGAAAAGUUUGAUUCGCAUCCAAGACAUCCUGAGGAUUUGCCGGCUUAUCUUCUAGUGCAUAACAGCUGGUAUUAUGGACUAGACCUAUUGACUUCCCUGAUUUUAUUAGCCUUGGCCUUUGUAGAAGAACCAGCUGUGCCGCUUUUCCAGCUACCAGUGUGGGCACAUGGAUCCAUAGAGCUUAUGGCUCUAAUCAUAAUAGGAAUAGAAUUAGCUUUGAAACUAAGAUGGAUUGGAUGGGGAACUAUUUUGAAACACAAGCGAACGAUGAUCAAGUGUAUGACAUUAGCCAUAAUGUUUGUUGAGGCAAUGACUGUAUUAGUACGACAAUCUUCCCACUUCAGGGUAACUCGUGCAUUACGCCCAAUAUUUUUAGUGGAUACUAAAUAUUGUGGAGGAGUUCGGAGGUUCAUCAGACAGAUAUUACAAACCCUACCACCAAUCUUAGAUAUGUUGGGGCUACUUUUAUUUUUUAUCCUCACAUACAUGGUACUUGGUUACUAUAUGUUUGCUGAGAUGAACAGAAAUUUCGAAACAUUACAGGACAGCUUUGUCAGCCUCUUUGUUCUACUCACUACUGCUAACUUUCCAGAUGUCAUGAUGCCGUCCUAUUCUAAAAGCAAAUGGUAUGCGAUUUACUUUGUUUCCUACCUUUGUACAAUGUUGUACGUCAUGAUGAACCUGAUGUUGGCUGUAGUGAACGAAACUUUUACAACGGCGGAACGUGAUAAAUUCAAAAAGUUAUUGCUUCACAAAAGGAGAGCCUGUCAACAUGCAUUUAAGUUGCUAGUAUCCAAGCAAAAUCCUGACAAGAUGCAAUUUAGACAGUUCAGGGGGUUGAUGCGAUACUACGCUCCACAGAAGUCUAUCAGAGAUGUGCUGUUGAUGUUUCGUCACAUGAACGUGGCUGGCAAUGGUACCUUAAGUUCGGACGAGUUUAUCGAAGUAUAUGAUGCCACAACACUUCAAUGGGAUCCACAGUAUUCCAGUAUACCAUGGUAUCAUGCUGCUUGGCAACCGUUACAAAUUCUCUGUAAAGGGGCACAUGCUGCAAUAGUAUGGCCAUACUUUGAAACACUUGUGUAUGGUGUAAUCAUUGGCAAUGGUGUAGCUAUGGUGGCCAGGCUAAUCGAACCAGCCUCAAGUUUACAACAGUCCGCGCAUGCAUUUGCUGCAAGUUGGGAUACAUUCUUAUUCGUAUCAUUAUUUCUUUUGGAAGCUUUCAUAAAAGUGUUGGGACUUGGGACGCGACGAUAUUUGAGUUCUGGGUGGAAUCUGUUUGAUUUGGGUGCAUCCGGUUUGGCACUUGGGGCCGGAUUUUGCCUGUUGUUAUUUCCCGCAGCUACAUUCUUUGUUGUAAUCAGGCCACUGAGAUUACUUACACUAUUCAAAAUUAAGAAAAGAUACAGAGAUGUCUUUGGAACUUUGGUAAUACUAUCGCCUUUAAUGUGUUCAACCGCCAUUGUCAUGUUGGUGCUUUAUUACUUUUUUGCGAUAAUCGGAAUGGAAUUAUUCGCUGGAUAUGAUAUGCGAAAUUGUUGCAUUAAUACAACAGUAGAAGAUUUCUACAAAUAUUCAGCAAACGGAAGUACAGCAUUGGGUUAUUAUUACCUGAAUACAUUUGACAACUUGAUGGCAAGCGGCAUGACUUUAUUCGAAUUAACGGUCGUAAACAAUUGGUUCAUAUUGAUGAAUGCUUAUGCAUUCACUGUUGGAUUAUACACGCGAGUGUACUUCAUGGUCUUUUACCUUUUUACAAUGAUAGUGCUUACCAUUGUAGUCUCCAGUUUCCUGGAAGCAUUUAGAUUCAGAAUUCAGUACAAAAGGUCAACGUCCAAACGAGAUGAGGAAAAAAUGCUGCAUGAAGAAGUGGAGCUCAGGUGGGACGAGGUGCGGUCCGUUGUCCAGGAUUUCUAUUUAUUGGAACAGCUCAGAUCUGCCUUGGUUGUUGGCGGUAUAACAACAUUCAUUGGAUCUCGUCCUCGAACUCGGGAGGUUCUUCAGCAUAGGAUGUACACACACGAAAUAUACGAAUGGUUAGCUGAAGCGGAAAUGGAAGAAAAGAGAACUGGUUCGGGUCCAAUUGGUAGUUUUGACGAGCUUGAAUCGGGAGAUGUUAUUCUACGUGGUGAUCAUGUAAUAUUAAAUGGGCAGAGUUUAUCACCUCUACGUCAAAAUGGUGCUACAAGUCCGACGUAAUCAACUAAUCAGAGAUAGUUCUUUCUUUACCAUUGUAAAGAGACAGUUUCUUCACUGUUUGAUAGUAACGGAAUGUUGUAUCGGAUACCCAUCCAAAUUUAUAUACUGACGAGUCACAUUGACACACAUACUACAUAAGGAAAUCUUUGCUUUCAUGGAAAGAAACCACAGACCGUUUGGAUAUUAAUAGAUAAGGGUGGCUGAUAGAUUAGCUAAUACCUUUGGUGGAUAGUAUUAAUUUAUUCCAUGAUUUUAUUAAUCGCCAUUAUGAUCCAUAUGGCAAACAAACUACACUAAACUCUCGUAUGCUGCGCAGUUUAACUUUAUUUUGCAGAACAACGAUAAGGUAUCUUCUAAUCCAAGAGUGCAAUACCUUCACAAUCCAAGUCUGUAUAAAGAUAUCACUUGGAUUCAGGCACAUGAAUUGAUUUUAUACUAGUUUCCCAUUUAUGAAUUUCACUUUCUUUCGCGAUACUCAAGCUCCAAGCAAUGAAAUGAUCAAUCGGAAUUUCUAGGUUUCUAAGAAUUAUCGCAUAUCAUAUUAUGCAUCCUUGUAAAUCCCAAAUUUUAAAAAAGGAGCUGUGAACGAAGGGUUCAGAACCAAAAGGUCAAGUAUUGUAUAAGAAUAUAAUUGAUGGUUGUAUUUACAGUGACAGUCACAUAUAGUUGCUUCAUGAUUAGAUUACAUUAGUUUCAUUAUUGACUUUAAUUUUCACCAAAACUUCUGUGAAAAGUUGUCAAAUAUGUUUUUUACUUAAUAUCAUGACUCGCACCCAUUUAUUAUCGCAUAUAAACAUAUUUAUUCUGUAAUCGAUUCCCGGUUAUGCAUGGAUACAAAAAUGUACAUAAAUAUCCAAAUCGCGCAUUAUAAUUUAGUUGAACUAAAUUUUAAUUUAUAUAAAAGCAUUAACGGUACUGUAUUCGUAGGCAUCUAUAUUAUACAUGCUUAUAUUAAGUAUACAAAUCUAUAUCUGAAUUACAUCGUGAUAUAAGUUUCAUGUAUAGGUAUACUAUAAUAUAAUCAUGUUAUCAUCACUCAACCAUUUAGAAACAGUAUUUCAAUGUUUGUAGGCUAGAUCGUUAUUGUGAGAUAAAAAGUCUUGCAAAUGAAAAUCAUAUUUUCAUAAAUCUUUGAAGAGAUUUUAUCCCCCACUUUUAUUUAGAAUUGUAAAUUAAUUCAAAUAGAUCUGCAGGCUGUGUUCAAUUCAUUUUUUGUUCCAACUAUCACCCGAUUGGCAACUUCUAUCUACAUGAAAAUUCACAACUAAGGAACUUUACUGUUGUGACAAAAAAGUUAUUGUUGUGCAGGGUGCACAACUUUCACAAUUCAUCCGAAUUCCAUGAAUGAAACAGCUAUCACUAUUUAUAGACAAUGAUUAUACUUAUAUAUUAUAAUAUAUUGAGUCAGAUCUUCUGACAAUAAUCCAGAAGAGACAAAAUGAAUACUAUUUUAAUAGGUAUUUAAAUUUUAAUUGCAAGAGAAUAUUUCCAUAAUUUGGUACCUAGUAAAUUCGGUACUUUAAUUUCCGUUGGUUUAAUACUCAAAGUGAAGAAUUGUAUCAAAAAAUGAUAUUCAAAAACGGCAUAAACAUAUGUACUCAAUGUUUUAAUGUAACUGGAAUGAACUGAAAAGGUUUUUAUUUAUUGUUCUAUCAUCAUUUUUACUGACUCUAUACUCCAAAGUUUUCGAUGUUACGAACUAUUGAAACGAUUGUCAACUGUAAUAACUUUAUUUAUAUCGCUAUUGUCCGAUUUACAAUAAAACAUAGUAAUCGAAA
Messenger RNA from Athalia rosae (coleseed sawfly), 6417 nucleotides. It is a transcript of the gene Tpcn1, whose product is annotated as two pore calcium channel protein 1-like. Bases 2624 to 4639 code for a protein of 671 amino acids. Lineage: Eukaryota; Metazoa; Arthropoda; Insecta; Hymenoptera; Athaliidae. Gene Ontology annotation, cellular component: endosome membrane; lysosomal membrane. The record is from RefSeq and is a predicted model, not a curated record. Gene Ontology annotation, molecular function: calcium ion binding; voltage-gated channel activity; monoatomic ion channel activity. The transcript has 11 exons. Gene Ontology annotation, biological process: transmembrane transport; monoatomic ion transport.